Messenger RNA from Colletotrichum karsti, 201 nucleotides. RefSeq lists its product as uncharacterized. The record is from RefSeq and is a predicted model, not a curated record. The transcript is spliced from 2 exons. NCBI's taxonomy places the organism in Eukaryota, Fungi, Ascomycota, Sordariomycetes, Glomerellales, Glomerellaceae. The coding region runs from base 1 to 201 and encodes 66 amino acids.
AUGGUCACAAACGCGUCAAAUGUCCUUCCAGGACAGGUCCGCCAGAGGUUCGAUCACGACGUUCCCUACGACGAGUUCGCGAAUAUCCAUAUCCCAUUCAGCGCACUUCGAGAGAUGCUCGAGGACGCCGUCGCCAGCGCCGUGCAGAACCGCGAUGCCCCGUACACAGAGGGCGCGACAGACGAGCAGGUGCUGGCGUAG